CUUUCUGCUUCGCUCUUCAGUGUUCUUCCCAUUCAAGUUAAUAGGUGGAAUUAUACGAUCUUGCUUUCUCUUUUGGAAGGAGCAUUUAUAGAUCUGUCUUAUUUUCCAACCCAAAGUACCUUCCAGUUGUUUCAUUUGUUCUCUGUAUUUAUUAUUUAUCGAUUUCGAUCUCUAAAGAGUAGGUUGCUGAAGAUUUAGGAAAGGAGAAAUUGAACUUAUUGUAGAAUACGGAAUGUGAUUGAUCAAACUGCAAACUGCAUUUUCUUUUCCAGGAAAUCCUACAGUUUUUCCUAUUCAUAAAUAACAAUUAAGAUAAUGUGUAAAGAAUACGUCUGUGAUAAUUUUCUGGAAACUGGGAAUAUGAAUUUAUUACGAUCUUUAUGCUAGAAUCUGAAUCUGGCACUCAUUUCAGCAAUGAUCAAGAGUAUUGGAGUUCAUAAUGUUCAGGUCAUCCCCUCGAAGGAAUCAGAGAUCCAAAGGCUUCAAGGUAAAACGUGCAUUACAAAUAUUUCUUUUGCUUGGGGUUUGCGUCUGGCUCGUUUACCAAGUUCAGCAUUCUCGCGGUAAGAAAGCUACUUUCGAUGAGAGCACAAAACGUGAUAAUGUUGUGAAACUAGGGAGGAAGGACCUCCAUCCUCGAGUCGAUGAAAACUUCAUGAGUGAUGAGAGCCAUAAAGAGGUCGAAGAAGACACCAGGAAUGAUCUGGAAAAGGGUGCGUCUGAAAGUGACAGUGAAGAAAAGGGUGGUGGGAAUGAUGAGUUUCAUGAUCAACAAGCAGUUCGGGAGGAAAGUGACAAUAAAAAUUUUGUGGUGGAUAUGGAGAAAGAGAGAGAGGAGAUCAGUGAGGUUAGCAAAGAGACAGAAAUUGAAGAGAACAAAGAUGCGGAAAACGAAAACAAAGGAAAUGAAGAGAUUAAAAAGGGAGAAACUGAUGAUAAGGAAAACGGGGAGAUUGAAAAGAGUCAAAGUGAAGAGAUCGGUAGAAGGGGAGGAAGCGAAGAUAAUGGAAAUGAAGAAAGCAAACAACAGGAAAAUCCAGAAGAGAAUGGAAAUGAAGAAAGCAAAGGACAGGACAAUCGUGAGGAGAAUGGAAGGGAAGAAAGCAAAGAACAGGACAAUCAACAAGUGAAUGGAAACGAAGGAAGCAAAGAGCAGGAAAAUCAAGAAGUGAAUGGAAAUGAAGAAAUCAAAGAGCAGGAAGAUCAACAACUGAAUGGAAACGAAGAAAGCAAAGAGCAGGAAAAUCAACAGGUGAACGGAAACGAAGAAAGCAAAGAGCAGGAAAAUCAGGAAGUGAAUGGAAACGAAGAAAGCAAAGGCCAGGAAAAUCAGGAAGUGAAUGGAAACGAAGAAAGCAAAGGCCAGGAAAAUCAGGAAGGGAAUGGAAACGAAGAAAGCAAAGAGCAGGAAAGUCAACAAGUGAAUGGAAACGAAGAAAGCAAAGAGCAGGAAAAUCAAGAGGUGAAUGGAAAGGAAGAAAGCAAAGAGCAGGAAAAUCAAGAAGUGAAUGGAAAUGAGGAAAGCAAACGCCAGGAAAAUCAAGAAGUGAAUGGAAACGAAGAAACCAAAGAGCAGGAAAGUCAACAAGUGAAUGGAAACGAAGAAAACAAAGGCCAGGAAAAUCAACAAGUGAAUGGAAAGGAAGAAAGCAAAGAGCAGGAAAUUCAAGAAGUGAAUGGAAAGGAAGAAAACAAAGAACAGGAAAAUCAAGGAGUGAAUGGAAAGGAAGAAAACAAAGAACAGGAAAAUCAAGGAGUGAAUGGAAACGAAGAAAACAAAGGCCAGGAAAAUCAAGAAGUGAAUGGAAAUGAAGAAGGCAAAUCGAAGGAGAAUCAAGAAGAGAAUGGAAAUGAAGAAGGCAAAUCGAAGGAGAAUCAAGAAGAGAAUGGAAAGGAAGAAAGCAAAAUGAAAGAAAACCAUGAAGAAAAUGAAGGUAAAGAUAAGGUAAAUGAGAUGCCGACAGAAGACAUUAAACAAAAUAAAAACGAGGAGAGAAGCCAGAGUAAAGAGAGUGAAACCGAAGACAAGAAUGAAGAAAACAAAGAAAAGGAAAAACAAGAAGAGAGGGGAAGUGAAGAGACUGAGAAAAAAGAAAGCAAUGAUGGAGGAGAUAGGGAGAAGGAGAAUGGUGCCAAUGGGAAGGAAGAGACCAAGGAGAAGUAUAGAGAGGAUGUUGAUGUAGAAACCAAAGAAGGCAGCAGUGAGACCAAGGAAGGUUCCAAGGGUACCAUGGGAGGCAAUGGUAGCGACAACAAGGAGAACAAUGAAAACGAUACAGACAAGCAAGAACAAAAGGAAGGUAAUAUUAAGGGUGUAGUUUCAGCUGAAGCACAGAUUCAAGAUGGGAGUGAGAGGAAUAAUGGCGAUGCAAGAGAAGCACAAUACAAAGGUGAUAAUGCUUCCAGUGCUGAAAAUGGGCAGGAUGGUUUUGCAAAAUUAAAUGAGGUAGAGUCAGUUGAAAAUAAAGAAAACCAUGAGUUUCAGCAUGAGGAUGUAAGGAAGAGUAGCGAAGCUGUUGGUUCUGAUAAAAAUGAGUCAGUCCAAAAUGAAAGUGAAACUGGAAGUAAUGGAAACAACCAAUCUGAUGUACCAGACAAAGUGACGAAUAACAAUGAAGAGCAGCCAGUGUCCGAAUAUAAAGACCAGCACCAGGAUGAUUCAAUUCCUUCGAAUGAGAAAACUUCUGAUACAAUCACAACAAAUGAAACUGCAACCAACAUCAAUCUCGAUCAAGAUAACUCCACUUCAAAGCAUAUCGCACUUGAAGAAAAAAAUAAUUUUAACACAUCUCUCAGCGGUGAACAAAAAGAUUCAAGUCCAUCAAAUUCAACUUCCUUUGAUAAUACAGAUACUUCAAAUGAAGGAUCCAAAGAGUCGUCAGAUCAUACGAGCCACAAUGAAUAUGAAAAUGCUGGUCAUAGCAACUCAAAUGAUGAUUCUUCUGGUCAAAAGAAUGACCAUGCUAAUGCUUCAGAUAUGUCGAACCCCCAAGAGAAUGAUGCAUCCUCAAACACUAUUGAAGGUACUGGUGCUGGACAGAAUGACAAUGAGAACGUUGAUCAAAGCAAUGGAAACUAUAAUGAUCAGCCAAAAGAACAAUUUGAUUCUCACAAUGAGGGUAUCACAUUUUCUGACACAAACAACAGUGAGGAUAAGGUUAAUGCCGAAGAUUCUUCAGGAUUUUCUUUGCCUCAGGAAGAGAAGGAUGCUCGUACAGAUUUGGAUACCUUACCCGAGAGCAAAACGGAAGGGAAUAACAAGGAUGAAACAGCCACAGAGUGACAUCUUAUAUUCUCUCAUCUGGAUUUUUCGUCAUUUUGUUUGUUUUCUUUUUCAUAAGGAUCUUUUUUGUUUCUGGUUCUCUGCAGCAGUACGUCCUUUAAGUGAAUAUAUAUACACACACACACUCAUAUGUCUCUUUUUUGGGUUUGCUGCUGGAAGAGUUUUGAAAGCUAGGAUGAUUUCUUUUUCGCAUUUGAUGCUUCAUAUUAGUUCAUGAGGUGGUCUUUUGUGCGUCAAAUUUAGUAUAUACAUUUGUAAUCUUCUUUAUCUUCCAUAAUGUUUGUUGGUAGACACCUAUCGGUAUCAGUUUUCUCCUGUGAUAUGCAUUUCUAUAUUUAAUA
This is a messenger RNA of Cucurbita pepo subsp. pepo (vegetable marrow), 3624 nucleotides long. Lineage: Eukaryota; Viridiplantae; Streptophyta; Magnoliopsida; Cucurbitales; Cucurbitaceae. The record is from RefSeq and is a predicted model, not a curated record.